AUGUUAUUGGUGUCUACGGCAACAAUUUUCGUCGCUUCCCAAGUAGCGAAAAAGGUUUAUAGAUAUUACUUGGAUUUCAAAAGAUCUGGCACUCCUGAGACAAAUAACAACGACUCCUCCUGCAAUGAAGUCUUAAGUAUAAAAAACCGAGAGAUAAAUGAUGUGAUAGUAUUCUCCGAUGAUGUCGUUCGGCACACUAUAAGGGUGGCACCUAAUAAAGAUUUAACCAUUUGUGAAAGUAGGGAGCUGAAUUGCUUCAAAUUAAUUAAAUACAUUAAGUCAGCACGUGAAACGUUAGACGUGUGCAUGUAUUUGAUUACCAGCAGUGAAAUAGCAGAGCAAAUCAUAAGGCUUGGACAAAAACACGUUUUAGUAAGAAUAAUUGUUGACAGCGAUAUGGCUUUUACACCUCCAUCACAGAUAAGAAAAUUGAAAGAAUACAGUUUCAUCCAAGUACAAACAAACAAAAAAUCUAUUUUGAUGCAUCAUAAGUUUUGUGUCGUUGAUGGUCCAAGAGCUAUAGCUAGAAAAUGUGUCCUAAAAGCUUAUGCGGAAAAAUUAAAUGUCAAUCCACAACCUACUAAAACUUAUGUUAAACCACCUAUCAGAAAUAAGCAAAUAAAUGGAUUUGUGAUGUCUGGUUCAUUAAAUUGGUCAACCCAGGCGAUGGUUUCAAAUCAUGAAAGUGUUAUAGUUACAUCUCAUUCAAAUAUAGUAGGAAAGUUUGAGAAAGAAUUUGAAAGUUUGUGGGUGGAGAACGACCCGGCUUUAAUGACGACAACGAAAUAA
Messenger RNA from Arctia plantaginis, 789 nucleotides. Lineage: Eukaryota; Metazoa; Arthropoda; Insecta; Lepidoptera; Erebidae. The record is from the annotation of a GenBank genome assembly.